This is a messenger RNA of Propithecus coquereli (Coquerel's sifaka), 1637 nucleotides long. It is a transcript of the gene POPDC1, whose product is annotated as blood vessel epicardial substance. The transcript has 8 exons. The coding region runs from base 88 to 1170 and encodes 360 amino acids. Gene Ontology annotation, molecular function: cAMP binding. Gene Ontology annotation, cellular component: sarcolemma. The record is from RefSeq and is a predicted model, not a curated record. Lineage: Eukaryota; Metazoa; Chordata; Mammalia; Primates; Indriidae.
UCAGGCAGCACGAGCGUCCCCGGCGAUCAGUCCCAUCGGGUGCCAGCUCCCGCGCUCUGCGGCGGGUAACCCUUUGGAAUUUUCAAGAUGAAUUAUACAGAGUCUAGCCUAUUGGCAGAAACAACUGCCAUAGGUUUUACACCUGAGUUAGAGAGUACCAUACCUGUGCCUUCCAAUGAGACCACUUGUGAAAACUGGAGAGAGAUACAUCAUCUAGUUUUUCACGUAGCAAAUAUUUGUUUUGCAAUCGGAUUGAUUAUUCCAACUACUCUUCACCUUCAUAUGAUAUUUCUUAGGGUGAUGUUCGCUAUAGGAUGUACCCUUUAUAUCGUCUGGGCCACUCUCUACCGAUGUGCCUUGGAUAUAAUGAUCUGGAACUCUGUGUUCUUGGGUGUCAACAUUUUGCAUCUUUCAUAUCUUUUAUACAAGAAAAGACCGGUAAAGAUUGAAAAGGAACUCAGUGGCAUCUACCGGCGAUUGUUUGAACCACUCCGAGUGCCUCCAGAUUUGUUCAGAAGGUUAACUGGACAGUUUUGCAUGAUCCAAACCUUGAAAAAGGGCCAGGCUUAUGCUGCAGAGGAUAAAACCUCAGUUGAUGACCGUCUGAGUAUUCUCCUGAAGGGAAAAAUGAAGGUCUCCUACCGAGGACAUUUUCUGCAUAACAUUUACCCCUGUGCCUUUAUAGAUUCUCCUGAAUUUAGAUCAACUCAGAUGCACAAAGGUGAAAAAUUCCAGGUCACCAUUAUUGCAGAUGAUAAUUGCAGAUUUUUAUGUUGGUCAAGAGAAAGAUUGACUUACUUUCUGGAAUCAGAACCUUUCCUAUAUGAAAUAUUUAGGUAUCUCAUUGGAAAAGACAUCACAAAUAAGCUCUACUCAUUGAAUGAUCCCACCUUAAAUGAUAAAAAGGCCAAAAAGUUGGAACACCAGCUCAGCCUUUGCACACAGAUCUCCAUGCUGGAAAUGCGGAACAGUAUAGCCAGCUCCAGUGACAGUGAAGACGGCUUACACCAGUUUCUCCGGAGCACCUCCAGCAUGUCCUCUCUUCAUGUAUCAUCCCCACACCAGCGUUCCUCUGCCAAGAUGAAACCAAUAGAAGAAGGGGUGGAAGAUGACGACGAUGUCUUUGAACCGAUGACUCCAAAUACAUUUAAAGUCCGUCAGUUGCCUUGAUCAGAGAGAGAAUUCAAGUUACCAAGAUGGAAACGGUUUUGAAGAGAUCCUGGAAAACACCAGCACUUUUUCAUGGCUUUUAGGUUAUCCUGCUUUAGCACAUCCAGACUGGUAGCGUCUGAAGGCCGGAAAGUGAGGAAGGGUCAAAGAUGGAAAGGUUAUUUUAUCUAUCUUUUUAGUUGGUCAGAUUUUAAAGUAAUUGUUCUACUGAGCCUUCUGACUAAACCUUGUUCUAUUUUGAGAUAUGUAUUUUCACAGUAUUUUCUAGAUAUAUUAUUGUUUUAACUUAAAAAAUCUUAGCACUGUGUCCAUGCAAAUGCCUUUUCACUUAUUUUUCCAAGUGGCGGUUCUUUUUUCCUCACAGUUUUUUCUCCACCAUGGUAGUGGCGUUGUCCCUGUGAUACAAGUUUGAAAUUGAGGCUAAGGUAACGUUAAACAGCAGGGAAUCUUAGGCUUUUUAUUCAGUG